AUGUCAUUUGUAGGAGUUUUUGACUCCAAGAAACACACUUUAAUAUGGUCCAAGAGUAUUAUGGCUCUUAGUGGGCUAUCAGAACAUAUAAAAUUUGUCAUUUCUGAUUCAAGUCUUUCAAUAGCAGCUGUCAACAGUGCUAAAACUUCCCAUGCAGAAAUUACCUUCACUAAUAGUUUCUUCGAUGAAUAUUCAGUUGAUUUCAAAGAUGUUAUGGAUGAUGGCUAUGAAAUUGAUUAUGAAAAUAAUGAUACUAGUUACUACUCGUUUAUUGUCAAUUCAAAGCAUCUAGCGACCUUAUUUCGAAAUUUAGAUGCUAAAGAUUUAGACUAUAUUUGUUUGAAGGUUUAUUGGUCAAAAACUGCUCCAGUCACAAUGCAAUUCAAAUUAUUAAUAGAAAUCAAGACUAAGAGCCUUAUUGUCAAGAAGUAUCAAACCAAUUAUCAGCCAGUAUACAAGAAUUCAGUCAACAUUGCAGCAUUAUACAAAAAGGAACUUAUUGAUAAUCAAAUCCAGAUAGAACUGGCUGACCGCAUCAAAUAUUUAAUGAUAGAGCAAAUAAUACCGAAGCAAUUCCUUGAUAUGGUUCCGUCGAGCACAGAAGAUUUCAAAAUCGAAGUUAAACCAGGUAAAACUCUGUUCACGGCGUAUACGAAACAGGUACUAAAGGAUAGAGAUUAUUUAAGACAGCCAAUGUCAGUCACUAUUUCCUUAAACCCAGAUGAUUUUCCUAAUUCAAACUUCAAAGAAGUCUUUGAGAGCGAAACUGACUACAUCUUUGGUAUUAAUUUCAGAUUGAAGGAUUUCAGAAAUUUUCUAACUUUGGCUGCAUUUAUCACUUCAUCAUUAGCUUUAAAUACUUCAGAAGAUGAUUAUGUGGAUAUUGAUAGCAACGAUUACUUUGAAAUAUUCUUUAAGAAUCCAGGUGAUCCAAUUAUCUUCGAAUUAAAAAAUGUCCCUUACGUUUCAGUUCAAUUCAUUCAAAUUACUUCGGCUGAUAAUACUGAAGAUCAACCAGUAGCUAAGAAAGUAAAGACAACAUUCGCAUUACAGUCCAACGUUGUUCAUAGAAUUUUGGGUCAAGAAAGUCAGAGAUCUAAAUCCCCUAGUGUCACACAAUCUAUUCCCCUCCCUUUGCGCAUGAUGUCUAAGUCCAUUGGUGAAGUAAUUAAUUUUACUGAAAGAAGAUUUCAACCAACUAAUGUAUCUGCUCGCCCAAACAACAACAUGAGGUCAAUGUCACGACUGAGAAGUCCUUCAAUGUCUAUUCACAAUUAUGACUCUGGAGAAGAUGUUAUAACUUAUAGAUAUGAAAGCGAACGUGUUGCAGAUCCAGAACCACAACGUCAAAAGGCCCCAACGACUAAAGCAAAACAAAAGGGUAAGAGAACGAUAAUAAACCGUGAUGCUGAUACAGAUUAUUCUGAAUCGGAAGAGGAAAAUGAUGGAAACAAGAAGAGAGAGAUUUCACUUGGUCCAACACAAUUACAAAGGCCAAAAUCGAUAUUCGAUUAA
Scheffersomyces coipomensis is the source of this 1515-nucleotide messenger RNA. It is a transcript of the gene DDC1, whose product is annotated as Ddc1p. Bases 1 to 1515 code for a protein of 504 amino acids. The transcript has a single exon. The record is from RefSeq and is a predicted model, not a curated record. NCBI's taxonomy places the organism in Eukaryota, Fungi, Ascomycota, Pichiomycetes, Serinales, Debaryomycetaceae. Gene Ontology annotation, biological process: recombinational repair; mitotic intra-S DNA damage checkpoint signaling; DNA replication checkpoint signaling. Gene Ontology annotation, cellular component: checkpoint clamp complex; condensed nuclear chromosome.